Messenger RNA from Rotaria socialis, 972 nucleotides. NCBI's taxonomy places the organism in Eukaryota, Metazoa, Rotifera, Eurotatoria, Philodinida, Philodinidae. The record is from the annotation of a GenBank genome assembly.
AUGCCAACAACAGUAAUGCAACUCAUUAACGUUAACAUGAGCUUACUAAAAAAUAGUCGAUUUCGUUUUUUAUUUGUUAUUAGUAUAACAUUUCUUAUACUUAUAUUUUAUUUUAAUCGUGAUCAUAAUCAUAAUCAUAAUCAUAAUCAUGAUCAUGAUCAUAAUCAUAAUCAUGAUCAUGAUCAUGAUGUAGAAAUCAUAAAAAGUUCCAAAUCAAAGCCAAGUACAUGUCGCCAAUCAAUGAUUGAAAGUGACCGCUUUAUAUGUGAAUCAGAUGAAAAAUGGCAGAGCAGACGUGACUUUUAUUCCAAGCAACACGAAAGAAACACUUUAAGUAUGAAUGAGUAUGAAAGAUAUUUUUAUCUAAAUUGGUUACCUGAAUUUCAAUGUCACAAUGAAACACGCAUUGGUUACGGUGAUGGGGGGAAAUGGGCAUGCGAUAUAGAAUAUUUGAAAUUGAAGCCAUCGUGUCUUGUAUAUUCUUUGGGUUCUGCUGGAGAAUUUGCUUUUGAACGAAGCGUGCAUGAACGUUUACCUCGUUGCUCUAUUCAUACCAUUGAUGAAAGACGCUUUGAAUGUCCAAAAGACGUUUGUACAAUGCAUCAACUCACAAUAGGUGAUGGUAAAAAUAAAACAAAAACAUUACGUGACUUGAUGGCUGAUCUCAAUCAUACAAAUUUGGAAAUAGAUAUACUUAAAGUCGAUAUUGAAUCUAGUGAAUAUGCAUUGUUUCAUACACUUUUUUCUAAUAAUGAAAUGAAUCGAAAUGGAACACAGAUUUAUAUUCGACAGAUUCUAAUUGAAGUUCAUCUCGACCGUCAACGAAUAUAUGAAACAAAUGCUCUUUUUUAUUUAUUCAAUUCUCAAAAUUAUGUGAUUUAUCAUCGUGAACUUAAUGCUGGUUUUCCAUAUUAUGCUUGUGAAUAUGGUUUUCUUAAAUUGAACAGAAAAUUUUUUCGAGGACAUUUUUAA